AUGGGCUCUGUCCAACCGCCAACGAAGCCUUGCCACAACUGCCGCCGGCAGAGGCUCCGUUGUGAUCGGUCGUACCCACACUGCAACAAGUGUGCCGCCUCUGGCAAGGAGUGUCUCGGCUAUGGGAAGCUGUUUCGUUGGACGGGAGCCAUCGCCAGCCGGGGGAAGCUGGCCGGCCGCACGUCGAGCGCGCCCGUUGCGGCUGAGACCCAGAAUGAGAAUGAGCAUGAGAACAGGAUUGGAAAUGACAGAGACGCAGAGCUAGAGCCCGAGAUAGACGCGGAAGCCGACGCAGAGGCCCUGUCGCCUGCUCUGGCGGUGGCCAAGGUGCGCUCUAGGAGGAGCUCAUCAAUGUCUCACAGAGUCUCCGUAAUACCAUGGAAUGGCUAUUACGGAAGAAGCAUGUCGGCUGGUGCAGAAGCGCCGCUGUCCACCCCUUUGCCCAGGUCUCCCUAUAUCAAACCAAGCAGUCCUUGGGUGCUGGCCGAUCCGCUAUUUCAGGAUCUGAAUCAGUCUGACCGGUUCUAUCUCAACUAUUUUACGACCCGCCUGUGCAAAGAUCUAGUGUCUACCGAUGGGCCAGAGUGCAAUCCUUUUCGCAGCCUUAUACCACUGACCCGUGCUCAUCCGCUGUUGCAACACAUUAUAGUUGCAGCCUCGGCGGCUCACAUGUCUAACUUGAUAACUAUGGGUCUGCCGUAUGACGACAGUGGCCUCGUAGCUGCGAAUCCGAGCGCGGCAUCUAAAAAGGCACUCAACGAUGCACUGGUCGCCAAACACACAGCGUUGCGGCUGAUGUCUGCUGCCAUUCAAAACCUCGAUACUAUGAAUGGCGACGUCGUCCUUGCAGCGUCGCUUUUCUUCAUCAACGUAGAGUUGAUUGAGUCUGGAAAGCAUGGUUGGAGAGCGCAUCUGGAAGGAGCGGCAAAAAUCAUGUCAUUCAUACAGCUCACCCAAGCGUGGGAUAGUUCACUGCGGGACUACCUCCUCUCGGAUUGCUUUAUCUACUUUAUCCUCGCCUCGGCAUUUAUGCCAACGCGAUACGCAACGUCUUUGAACUUUGAGUCCUCACAGAUUCCUUUUGUGCUCGGCAAGACGGUAGCGAAUAGCUACUUGUGCUGCCCACCAGAACUGAUGGAAAUCCUGCACACUGCCUCCCAGCUUUCGAACAACGCAGUCAAUGAUCAACCCAACGAGGAAACUACCAUGGCUGGCAUAGAGCUGGUUAAACGUGCUCAAGCCUACGACAUCUAUGGAUGGGCUCGCGACACGGCGAAAGUCCUUUCUUUGUCAAACGAGUCGAUGCAAAGUCGCAUGCACGCAGGAUCAGCUCAUCGCCUGGCUGCUUGUAUAUACAUUUUGCAAGCUGUACCGUCUGUCGGAGAGAGACUUGGCCCGGAAUUUGUAGCCUUUUUAACCGAUGACUUGUUGGCACAUCUGAACAUGAUUCCCGUCGAAGACCCCAACUUCAAAGCAACGACGUGGCCAACCUUCAUCAUUGGCGCAGAGACUAGGAAUCCAGAACGACAAAAACUUAUCAUGGAAAGACUACGGAUAAUGACGACAGUAUGUCCGUGGGGCUUCAUCCACACCGCCAUGGAAACGCUCCAAGUUAUCUGGAACCUAGCAGCAGAGGAAAGAGGGUCAAAGAGUUGGGUGCAGACGCUCAGAGACCCGGAAAUGAACUUUUUAAUUGUUUGA
Trichoderma asperellum CBS 433.97 is the source of this 1701-nucleotide messenger RNA. RefSeq lists its product as uncharacterized. Gene Ontology annotation, biological process: positive regulation of transcription by RNA polymerase II. Gene Ontology annotation, cellular component: nucleus. Gene Ontology annotation, molecular function: transcription cis-regulatory region binding; zinc ion binding; DNA-binding transcription factor activity, RNA polymerase II-specific. NCBI's taxonomy places the organism in Eukaryota, Fungi, Ascomycota, Sordariomycetes, Hypocreales, Hypocreaceae. The record is from RefSeq and is a predicted model, not a curated record.